AUGUCUGAUCCUACUAAGCCUAGAGAUCCAGCAUGGAAAUAUACGACUCUAGUUUCUGGUAAACAUGGUAACUUUAUGUGUAUCUUUUGUAAGAAAGUCACAAAUGGUGGAGUUCAACGUGCAAAACAGCAUAUCGUUGGUGUUUUUAGGAAUGUUACUGCCGGCAAACUAGUUAAUGAUAGUGUGAGUGAAGAAGUGAAAACUUUCAUGCUUAACAAGGCUGAAGUUAAAGCCACUACUCAAAUGCUGCCACCACAAGCCACUAUAUACAAUAUGGUAGAUGAAGAUGAGGAUGAAGGUUAUCCUAGUCAGCCACCUUCCAAGAAACGUAAGGGUCCAAUGGAUAGGUAUGUUCUUCCAACUCCACAUGAUAUCUUGAAAGGAAUGAAAGAUGCUAAUUUGCUGUUUGAUAAGCUUGAUCGUAUGGUUGAAGAAGUUGGGGAAUCUAAUGUUGUCCAAGUGAUAACGGACAAUGCAUCAGACUAUGUAAAAGCUGGCCAAUUGCUAAUGGCGAAACGACCACAUCUUUAUUGGCUUCCUUGUGCAGCCCACUGUAUAGAUCUCAUGUUGGAGGAUAUAGGAAAACUUCCUAUGGUGAAAUCUGCAAUCAAGAACUGUAUCUACAUGAACGGCUACAUCUAUAGUCACACUUCUCUUGUGAAUAUGAUGAGGAAAUUCACAAACCAAGCAAAUCUACAUAGACCAGCAGUUACUCGGUUUGCUACAUCAUUCAUCACACUUGCGUAG
Camelina sativa (false flax) is the source of this 747-nucleotide messenger RNA. NCBI's taxonomy places the organism in Eukaryota, Viridiplantae, Streptophyta, Magnoliopsida, Brassicales, Brassicaceae. The record is from RefSeq and is a predicted model, not a curated record.